AUGGCUCCUAUUGCGCGUCCUCUCUCUUCUGCGGCUGCAACAUGCGCCGCGCGCAUCGCUGUGCGGCUGCCUGCAACAGCAGCAGCAGCAGGCGUUCAGCAGCAGCAGCGCCAGCUACACACGUCGGGUGUCCGUACAGCUGGCACGAAGAUCUCCCCGUCGGAAAUGGCGAAGCUCCUCGAGCAGAGGAUCGGCGGAUGGACGGCUCAGCAAAGCACGGCAGGAGAAGUUGGACGCGUUUUCUCUGUAGGAGAUGGUAUUGCGCGUCUUUUAGGGCUGGGAAAUGUCAAGGCAGGCGAACUCGUCGAGUUUCAGUCUGGCGUCCUCGGCAUGGCACUCAAUCUUGAGCGAGACAAUGUUGGGGCCGUGAUUUUCGGCGAUGAUCGAUCAAUAUGCGAAGGUCACUCGGUAAAGAGGACAGAGAGAAUUGUUGAUGUGCCUAUUGGUCCUGAACUUCUUGGUCGUGUUGUUGACGGCUUGGGAAAUCCCAUCGACGGAAAGGGCCCCAUCAACGCCAAAGAGAGAAGGCGAGUUGAACUGAAGGCUCCAGGAAUCAUGCCAAGAAAGAGUGUGCACGAGCCUAUGGUAACAGGCUUAAAGUGUGUCGAUGCUCUGGUGCCUAUUGGACGGGGGCAACGCGAGCUUAUUAUCGGCGAUCGACAGACAGGGAAGACUUGUGUUGCAAUUGAUGCCAUCCUCAAUCAGAGAGACACCAAUGCAAAGGCUAAGUCUGAGGCGGAGAAGUUGUACUGCGUUUACGUCGCCGUUGGACAAAAGAGAUCCACUGUGGCCCAAAUUGUUCGAACCUUAGAACAACACGGCGCAAUGAAUUACACGACGGUUGUUGCAGCCACUGCUUCCGAUGCAGCCCCUCUGCAGUUUCUUGCACCGUAUUCUGGAUGUGCCAUGGGCGAGUGGUUUAGAGAUAACGGCCGUCACUGCCUGAUUAUUUAUGAUGAUCUUUCGAAGCAAGCGACGGCGUAUCGGCAAAUGUCGCUCCUCUUGAGGCGACCCCCAGGGAGAGAAGCGUAUCCUGGAGACGUUUUCUACUUGCAUUCUCGACUCCUGGAGAGGGCAGCGAAGAUGAACGAAGCCAACGGGGGUGGCAGUCUGACCGCUUUGCCAGUAAUUGAGACGCAAGCAGGUGAUGUGUCUGCUUACAUCCCGACAAACGUCAUCUCAAUCACUGAUGGACAGAUCUUCCUCGAGACCGAACUCUUCUACAGAGGCAUUCGUCCAGCUAUCAAUGUUGGUCUGUCGGUUAGCAGAGUCGGCUCCGCUGCUCAAGUGCAGGCGAUGAAACAAGUGGCGGGAACUAUGAAGCUGGAUUUAGCGCAGUUCCGUGAAGUCGCUGCAUUUGCACAAUUCGGCUCCGAUUUAGAUGCUUCCACCCGGCAGCUGUUGGUGAGGGGGGCGGCCUUGACAGAAAUUUUGAAGCAAAAACAAGCGUCACCCAUGAAAAUUCCAGUUCAGGUGUGCGUGCUCUACUGCGGUGUGAAAGGAUAUCUAGAUGCUUUGGACCCUAAGGAAAUCAGCAAGUUUGAGAGUCUCUUUGUGAAGCAUCUCGAGGAGAACCACCUUCAGCUCAUUGAGACUAUUGAGCGGGAGAAGAAACUCUCUGAGGAAAGCGAGGCUACGUUGCGCUCGCUUAUCGAGAACUUCCUUUCUGCCAACGAGUUCAAGAAGAGAUAA
This is a messenger RNA of Cyclospora cayetanensis, 1692 nucleotides long. Its product is annotated as ATP synthase subunit alpha. Gene Ontology annotation, molecular function: proton-transporting ATP synthase activity, rotational mechanism; ADP binding; ATP binding. The record is from RefSeq and is a predicted model, not a curated record. NCBI's taxonomy places the organism in Eukaryota, Apicomplexa, Conoidasida, Eucoccidiorida, Eimeriidae. Bases 1 to 1692 code for a protein of 563 amino acids. Gene Ontology annotation, biological process: proton motive force-driven ATP synthesis; proton transmembrane transport. The transcript has 16 exons.